AUGGCUACAACCGCCGACAAAAAUGUGGUAAUUCCAAAUGAGACUUACUCUCGAUUAAUGGGGUUUGUCUCCGGGAUGUUCUCAGGAUUUGCCAAAAAUGCAGUGGGUCAUCCAUUUGAUACCAUCAAAGUGAGAUUGCAGACGUCUCAGGACACUGGUCGGUUCAAGGGUCCCUUGGACUGCGUCUACCAGACGAUGAAGCAGCAGGGUGUGCGUGGUUUUUAUCUGGGGUUCACUCCUCCGCUGGUUGGAUGGGUUUUGAUGGAUUCCGUCAUGCUGGGAUGUCUUCAUAACUAUAGAAUGCUGCUGCAAAAAUACGUUUACACUCAUGAAGAUAAACUACCACUCUCUGGAUGCAUAUUGAGUGGGGUCAUGGCAGGAUGGUCGGUCAGUUUUAUCGCUGCGCCAGUGGAAUUAGCCAAGGCCAAAUUGCAGGUGCAGUACGAUGCGUCAACUGCAAAAUACAAGGGACCCAUCGACGUUAUCCGCAAAGUGUACAGUUUUGACGGCAUACGAGGUCUGUACAAGGGCCUUGUCAGCACAUUAAUUUUCAGAACCCAUUUCGUGUACUGGUGGGGGUCCUAUGAGCUGCUCACUCGGUGGUUCAAGAAAAAUACCAAUAUGAGUGACACUGCUAUAAACUUUUGGGCCGGAGGGUUCAGUGCAUCUUUCGGAUUCUGGACCACAGCAUAUCCCAGUGACGUUAUCAAGCAGGUGAUUCUGUGCAACGAUAAAUACGACGGAAGCUUCAAAUCUUGGAAAAUAGCAGCAUCGGACAUUUGGCGCACCCGGGGUCUACCAGGUUUCUUCAAGGGCUUCGUCCCCAGUUUCCUGAGAAGUUUCCCUGCCAAUGCUGCCGCACUUGCCUGUUUUGAAUUCGUUCUGCGGACAAGUGGCGCGACAUAG
Molecule: messenger RNA, 906 nt
Organism: Lachancea meyersii CBS 8951
Lineage: Eukaryota; Fungi; Ascomycota; Saccharomycetes; Saccharomycetales; Saccharomycetaceae
Source: the annotation of a GenBank genome assembly